Messenger RNA from Ceratina calcarata, 984 nucleotides. Its product is annotated as trypsin alpha-3-like. Lineage: Eukaryota; Metazoa; Arthropoda; Insecta; Hymenoptera; Apidae. Gene Ontology annotation, biological process: proteolysis. Bases 1 to 759 code for a protein of 252 amino acids. The record is from RefSeq and is a predicted model, not a curated record. Gene Ontology annotation, molecular function: serine-type endopeptidase activity. The transcript has 5 exons.
AUGUUGCGAAGAGCUCUACUUCUCUGUGGUCUCGUUGGCCUGUGUCUCAGCUCCGUGCUGAAAAUUUACCCGCCAUUUCCGGAUCCCCAGAUCGUCGGAGGAACUCAAGCGGACAUCAGUGAGCAUCCGUAUCAAUUGAGUUUUCAAACUACCAGCCAUAUUUGCGGUGCCUCGAUCAUUAGCAGUAAAUGGGCCAUCACCGCGGGACACUGUGUCGGAUCGGCCCCUAGUCGGUACACACUGCGAUCCGGUAGUAGUGACAAAAAUUUGGGUAACGCUUACAGCAUAAAGAAUAUUAUUCGACACCCCAGUUACAAUUCGAGAACUAUCGAUUAUGACAUCGCCCUUCUCGAGAUUGAUGGUAAGUUUAAGCUCGAUAGUACGGCGGCUCCUAUAAAAUUGGCAACUACAGAACUUGCGUCUGGAACUUUGGUAAACGUGACUGGUUGGGGAGCCACCAAGGAAGGUGGAUCGGUUGCACCACACUUGAUGCGAGUAACUGUUCCCAUAGUUAGCAGGCAGCAGUGCAAUAACGUUUACAAAUAUCUGAAUACAAUCACAGACAGAAUGAUAUGCGCGGGUGUUACUGCUGGCGGCAAGGACUCAUGCCAGGGUGACUCAGGUGGUCCGCUAGCAUCCAACGGUGUCCUCUACGGUAUCGUGUCCUGGGGCUAUGGCUGCGCGCAACCGAAAUACCCUGGUGUUUAUUCGAACGUGGCAAAUCUUCGAUCUUGGAUCAAAGAAACCAGUGGUAUUUAAUUUAAGAAACGUCUGGUUAUAAGAAUAUAAGAUCAUACAGUAAAGAGCAAAGCUGACUCAACCCCUUUUAAAACUGUAUAAAUUUUUUAUAAUCGAACGAAACGAUCUCAGUUUUUUCAGUGAUUAGAUGGAUUAAUUUACUAGAUAAUGUGUAAAGAAAAUUAGUUGAAAUUAUAAGAAAAAGUGAAACUUCUUCAACCUUUUCAUCCGUGUUUGGUAUGAGUA